Molecule: messenger RNA, 1032 nt
Organism: Corticium candelabrum
Lineage: Eukaryota; Metazoa; Porifera; Homoscleromorpha; Homosclerophorida; Plakinidae
Product: 5-formyl-3-hydroxy-2-methylpyridine 4-carboxylate 5-dehydrogenase-like
Exons: 7
Coding region: 16-942 (308 amino acids)
Biological process (GO): fatty acid metabolic process
Molecular function (GO): NAD+ binding; oxidoreductase activity
Source: RefSeq, a predicted model, not a curated record
ACACUUAGACCUAAAAUGGUGGUUGUUGCAAUAGUUGGUGCUGGACAGAUGGGGCUAUGUAUUGCAGGUGAAAUGGCUCUUCACGGUCAUACUGUUCUGCUGUAUGAUAUCGACAAGGAUUGUCUUGCUACUGCACUUUCACGACUGGAUGAACGAAAACAACAACUUCAUUCUGACGGUCUGCUCUCUCGCGCCCAGGAUUUGGACGGUGUAAUUCAGUGUUCUUCUGAUCUACAACAUACCGUUGCAAAUGCAGCGUUUGUUUUUGAAGCUGUAGUAGAAGAUAUUGAUGUGAAGAAACAAGUUUGCCAAGAAAUAGACAAGUUAUGUGGAGAAGAUGUGCCUGUUUGCAGCAGUACAAUCAAUAUUAACAUGUCAGACAUCACUAAAGACACGAACCAUCCUGAGCGCUUUCUUGGUGUGCGGUUUCUAUUUCCUGUUCAUGGCAUCCCCGAGGUAGAAUUAACCACAACAGCAUAUGUCAAACCAGUGAUUAUUGCAAAAAUCAAGGAAUUUCUGAAACGCAUUGGGAAACAUUGGGUUCAUCGUCAAGGUACAGGACUAAAGUUAACUCAGUCCCAAGUUGAAUCUCGUCAACAAGCUUAUAGGGACAUGAUUAGAAGGGGAUGUACUGCAUCAUCGUAUAUUGGUUAUGGGCAUGCCUACCAUUCUGACAUGUCUGUUAUUCCAUCUCAAAAAGUUGGUUUGACUCAAGCCCAAGCACAUGUACACAUGCAGUCUACAUCAUCUAAAGCUGCUGAAGCUGAAGGAGAUCCACUGCAGUGUAUUGUCUGUAUGAACAGUUUACGGGAUGUUUUGCUUUGCCCUUGCAAUCACUAUUGUGUCUGUGACCAUUGUGCAUGUUUAUUGAAACAACGUAAUGCUGGUUGUCCUGUAUGUCGAGGUCCUAUAAAAGAACACGUACAUGUGUAUAGCUCUUAGUUUUGACUUCAUAUUGUUUUACUACAUAUUUAUAAUUUGGUGUACAUAUAUACUAUUAUAGUCUGGAAACAGAUGGACGUUAUUGAUGUU